This is a messenger RNA of Perognathus longimembris pacificus (Pacific pocket mouse), 2636 nucleotides long. RefSeq names its product FA complementation group G (gene Fancg). The transcript is spliced from 14 exons. The record is from RefSeq and is a predicted model, not a curated record. NCBI's taxonomy places the organism in Eukaryota, Metazoa, Chordata, Mammalia, Rodentia, Heteromyidae. Gene Ontology annotation, biological process: interstrand cross-link repair. Gene Ontology annotation, molecular function: protein binding. Bases 451 to 2343 code for a protein of 630 amino acids. Gene Ontology annotation, cellular component: Fanconi anaemia nuclear complex.
GAGGUACUGCACCUUCCUCGGCGGAACUACAACCCCCAGCAUGCACUGCGCGGGCCGGCCCACCACUGAGAGGAUUCGUGACUGGCUAGGGAAGGCGUCAUUCUAGCAUGGCGUUACAGGACUGGUCCCGCCAAACCUUUCUCUACCCUAUGAUCUGUGUGCCAGAUUCGUUUCUUUCCCCAGUUUCCCGCGGGAACCAACUCUUAAAGAGGACCUACCGCAGCCGUUUUGCAGACUGGUCAGCUAGAGGUGGGCCGCGAGCCGAGAGGGACGGGUCUGCCUGAGAAAGGGUGGGCCUUCGUACACUGGCACUCCAGAGUGAGCAGGGGAGAAGGGGAGACAGGCGCAGUGCCAAAGGGCGCCAGUCUCUUCUUCCUUAGGGUCUGAGUUCCAUUAAGGCCACCCACACCUAUCGGAAGACGGCUACAGGUGUACCUGAGCUCUGUGACCAUGUCCCAGCAGACCCUUACAGGCUCCUCAGUGCCACACACCAGCUUCCUGGAUUUGUGGAGGAAGAAGAAUGACCAGCUCGUUCAACAGGCCAAGGUGGUUCAGGACACCCAGCUUUCUCUGAGGCGACAGCAGCAGGCCCAAGACACACUGGAAGGGCUUAGGAAGCUCCUUUGGGGUCUGCAAGGGAUCCCUGCCACUGUUUCUGUUCUCCCCUUGGAGCUGACGGUCAUCUGUAACUUCAUUAUCCUGAGGGUGAGCCUCGCCCAGGGUUUUACUGAAGAUCUAGCCCAGGAUAUCCAAAGGAGCCUCAAGAGAGUGCUGGAGACCCAGGAGCAUCUGGAGCCCAGAUUGGAACAGGAUCUUAGGGAACUGUGGGAUUCUGUCCUGCAUGCUUCCUCUCUCCUGCCAGAGCUGCUUCCUGCUCUACACCUCUUGGCUGGUCUACAGGCAGCCCUUUGGCUAAGCACUGACCAUCUUGGGGAUCUGGCUGUGCUGUUGCAGACAUUGAAUGGCAAUCAGGGUAGGACCUCUGAGGAUCUGCUGCUACUUUUAAAAACUUGGAAGCCUCCAGUUGAGAAAUCAGAUGCCCCAUUGACUCUGCAGAGUGCCCAGAGCUUGAAGGCUGUGCUUUUGACAGCAUUUGCCUUCCAACAAGGCCUCCAGGAGCUGACCACAGGGAACCUACCAAGAGCACUGACAAACCUGAAUGAAGCAGCCUCAGGUCUGUGUACACGGCCUGUGUUGGUCCAGGUGUACACAGCACUGGGGAACUGUCUCCAUAAGAUGGGAAAUCCACAGAGAGCACUGUUGUACUUAAUUGAAGCCCUGAAAGUUGGCACAGACUGUAGUCUUCCACUUCUAGAGGCUUCUCGAUUAUAUCGGCAACUAGGAGACACAUCAGCUGAGCUGGAGAGCCUGGAACUGCUAGUUGAGGCUUUGAGUGCUACUCGUAGCUCCAAAUCCCCGCAGCUGUUGAUUGAAGUAGAAUUGCUACUUCCACAGCCUGACCAAGCCUCUCCCCUUCACUGUGGCACACCAAGCCAGGCCAAGCACCUGCUAGCAAGCCGAUGCCUACAGAUCAGGAGGGAAGAAGAUGCUGCAGAGCAUUAUUUGGACCUGUUGGCGCUAUUAUUGGAUGACUCAGAGCCAAGGUUCUCCCUACUCCCCUGCCCCCCAGGGCCCUGUAUGCCGGAGGUGUUCUUGGAGGCAGCAGCAGCACUGAUCCAGGCAGGCCGAGCCCAGGAUGCUUUGACUGUAUGUGAAGAGCUUCUCAGCCGCACAUCGUCUUUGCUUCCCAAGAUGUCCCAGCUGUGGGAAGGUGCCAGAAAAAGAUCCAAAGAACUGCCAUACUGCCCAUUCUGGGUCUCUUCCACCCACCUGCUUCAGGGCCAGGCCUGGGUACACCUGAAGGCCCAAAAAGAGGCCAUUAGUGAAUUUAGUCGGUGUCUUGAGCUGCUCUUUCGUGCCACUCCUGAGGACAAAGAACAAGGAUGGUCCUCAGCAGCAGGUUCCAACUGUGAGCAGGGGUGUAGCUCAGAUGUGGCAUUGCAACAACUUCGGGUAGCAGCCCUGAUUAGUCGUGGACUGGUAUGGGUAGCCAGCGACCAAGAUACCAAAGCUCUAAAGGACUUCCUCCUAAGUGUGCAGAUAUGUCCAGGUAAUAGAGAUGCUUCCUAUUACCUGCUUCAGACUCUGAGGAGGUUGGAUCGGAAGGAUGAUGCUACUGCCCUGUGUCAAAGGCUGGAGGCCCAAACUGAGCUGCCACAGAACAAAGCUACUCGGUCACUGCCUCUGUACCUAGAAACCUAUUUAAGCUGGAUCCAUCCUGCUGAUUGCGAAACCUUCCUUGAAGAAUUUCGGACGUCGCUACUGGAACCACAAGACCUAUAGGAGCCACAUGACCUGUAGCUGCCGCUUGCCAAUAGCUACAGCUGAGACCACUGUGGACUCUGUGGGGAGGGGGAUGGAUUUUUUUUUUUUAACUCUCCUUGCAGAAUGUGGCUGGAGCUGACUAUUCCAACAUAACUCUAGCACUGGUGAAGUUGGUGGUAGUGUUGUGAAAUUUGGCCUACUUACUGCCAUUCUGGUUUCAGAGGAAGCAUUUCCUGCCACAAACAAGUCAUUGGACAUGAUUUUUUUUUUAUGUUUCCUCUUUCCUUAUGUUCAGUAAAAUCUCAUAUUUA